Messenger RNA from Arabis nemorensis, 699 nucleotides. The record is from the annotation of a GenBank genome assembly. NCBI's taxonomy places the organism in Eukaryota, Viridiplantae, Streptophyta, Magnoliopsida, Brassicales, Brassicaceae.
AUGGCGGAUUUGGUGUUGAGUUCCUCUGCACAGUCCUCUCUCCUUCACGUCAGACCCAAGAUCCAUCUACUCAAGACUCCUACUGCUUCACCGAUCCGACGUAUCGCUUUCCUUAAUUCCAACGGUUUUCAUCCUCUGGCGUUCGCAUCCGGUCACCGACGACUUCCUCUCAGUGCGGUCGUUGUUCCCUCCGAUUCGACCAAGACGAUCACCACUAUUACUGCAAACUGCGUCGAUUCGGAAGUCAAAGCUGUUGAAGUUGAGCCUGCGAUCGACGGCGGAGGUGGCGAUGGAAUUGGAGGUGAUAAAUUUGGCGGCGGUGGAGGCGAUGGAGAUGACGGUGAGGAGGAGAGUGAUGGGAAUAGGAACACGCCUUUGUCUAUGUCGCAGAAGUUGACUCUUGGUUACGCUUUUCUCGUUGGAGUUGGUGGACUGAUGGGUUAUCUGAAGAGCGGUAGCCAGAAAUCGCUGUUUGCGGGUGGACUGUCAGCUGCUGUUCUGCUGUAUGUGUUCCGCGAGCUCCCAACAAAACCUGUUCUUGCAUCAACCAUUGGAGUAGUGAUGGCGGGUGCAUUAACGUGGGUGAUGGGGAGCCGGUACAUGGGUUCGAAGAAGAUAUUUCCGGCUGGGGUUGUGUCAUUGAUGUCUUUCAUUAUGACGGGAGGAUACAUACACGGCAUCAUGCGUAGCCUUCACUAA